GGGGAAGGAAAGGGGGGGCCCCUCGCCUGUGGAGGAAUCCGCACCGGUGCUAAGUUAUCUCCCAGAGACGGUGUGAGGCACUCGGGCUGCUCAACCUGCUGCCGCCGCCGCUGCCGAUCCUUCUUGCUUUUCAUUGCCCCAGCGUGUUAAGAAUUCUCUCUCACCUGAUGUGCUGAAGACACGAGGCAUAAUGACUGCGAAAUAGAGCUUUGCGGACUGCCCCUUUUAGUGACAGUGACUGGCCCCAAAUAUAAGAGUGGCUUUUCUGAAAACACCCUACCUGACUCAGAAUAAUGGAUAUCAAAGACAGAAGACACCGUUCUCUGACCAGGGGCCGGUGCGGAAAAGAGUGUCGCUAUACAAGUUCUUCACUGGAUAGUGAAGACUGCAGAGUACCAACUCAGAAGUCUUACAGCUCAAGUGAGACACUGAAGGCGUAUGAUCAUGACACCAGGAUGCACUAUGGAAAUCGAGUUUCUGACCUUGUUCACAGGGAGUCGGAUGAAUUUCCAAGACAAGGAACAAACUUCACCCUUGCAGAACUAGGAAUCUGUGAACCCUCUCCCCAUCGAAGCGGCUACUGCUCAGACAUAGGAAUACUCCAUCAAGGCUAUUCCUUGAGCACAGGCUCUGAUGCUGACUCAGACACAGAGGGAGGAAUGUCUCCAGAGCAUGCCAUCAGGCUGUGGGGAAGAGGGAUCAAAUCCAGGCGAAGUUCCGGUCUGUCAAGUCGUGAAAACUCAGCUCUCACACUUACCGACUCUGAUAAUGAAAAUAAGUCGGAUGAGGAGAACGAUUUUCACACACACCUUUCUGAGAAAUUGAAAGACAGACAGACAAGCUGGCAGCAGCUGGCUGAGACAAAGAACUCUCUAAUACGUCGUCCCAUUCCACCUACAUCCUCGUCUAGCCUUCUCCCAUCUGCUCAGCUGCCCAGUUCUCAUAAUCCUCCACCAGUUAGCUGCCAGAUGCCAUUGCUAGACAGCAAUACGUCCCAUCAAAUCAUGGACACCAAUCCUGAUGAGGAGUUCUCUCCUAAUUCAUAUCUGCUAAGAGCGUGUUCAGGGCCACAGCAGGCCUCCAGCAGUGGCCCUUCAAACCACCACAGCCAGUCUACGCUGAGGCCGCCGCUGCCUCCUCCUCACAACCAUUCCCUGUCCCACCACCACUCCUCUGCCAACUCCCUCAACAGGAACUCGCUCACAAACCGCCGGAACCAGAUCCACGCGCCCGCGCCGGCACCCAACGACCUGGCCACCACCCCCGAGUCCGUGCAGCUGCAGGACAGCUGGGUGCUCAACAGCAACGUCCCGCUGGAGACCAGGCAUUUCUUGUUCAAGACAUCUUCUGGAACUACUCCACUGUUCAGUAGUUCUUCCCCUGGUUACCCGUUGACCUCAGGAACAGUUUAUACUCCACCUCCCAGACUGUUACCUAGAAAUACAUUCUCCAGGAACGCGUUCAAGCUGAAGAAACCCUCCAAGUAUUGUAGCUGGAAAUGUGCCGCUUUAUCUGCAAUUGCUGCUGCAGUCCUGCUUGCCAUCCUGCUGGCAUAUUUCAUAGCCAUGCACCUCCUGGGGCUCAACUGGCGGCUGCGCCCGGCGGACGGACCCACCCUCAGCAACGGGCGGCGGCCCGGCCGCGCGGGCGCCGAGGACGGGGCGGCGGCGCCACCUGGAGGCAGAGGCCCAUGGGUCUCUAGGAAUAGCAGCAUAGAUAGCGGAGAAACAGAAGUUGGCCGCAGGGUCACCCAGGAAGUGCCCCCUGGGGUUUUCUGGCGGUCUCAGAUCCAUAUCACCCAGCCACAGUUCCUGAAGUUCAACAUAUCCUUAGGGAAGGAUGCUCUUUUUGGUGUUUAUAUAAGAAGAGGACUCCCACCAUCACAUGCCCAGUACGAUUUCAUGGAACGCUUGGAUGGGAAAGAGAAAUGGAGUGUGGUGGAGUCCCCACGGGAACGUCGAAGUAUUCAGACCCUUGUUCAGAAUGAGGCUGUGUUUGUUCAAUACUUGGAUGUGGGUUUGUGGCACCUGGCAUUUUACAAUGAUGGCAAGGACAAAGAAGUGGUCUCUUUCAGUACAGUUAUUUUGGAUUCAGUGCAAGACUGCCCACGUCACUGUCAUGGGAAUGGCGAGUGUGUAUCAGGUGUCUGUCACUGCUUUCCAGGAUUUCAUGGAGCAGAUUGUGCUAAAGGACGGCGCCACUUUAAUAAGUAUAAAAAGAAGGCUGCUUGCCCAGUUCUGUGCAGUGGCAAUGGUCAGUACUCUAAAGGCACCUGCCUAUGCUACAGUGGCUGGAAAGGUCCAGAAUGUGAUGUACCCAUCAGCCAAUGUAUUGAUCCCUCAUGUGGAGGUCAUGGUUCCUGCAUCGAUGGGAACUGUGUCUGUUCAGUUGGCUAUAAAGGAGAAAACUGUGAAGAAGUUGAUUGCUUAGAUCCAACGUGCUCCAGCCAUGGAGUCUGCGUGAAUGGAGAAUGUCUCUGCAGCCCAGGCUGGGGUGGAAUAAAUUGCGAGCUUCCCAGAGCCCAGUGUCCAGACCAGUGCAGUGGGCACGGUUCCUACCUGUCUGACACAGGUCUGUGUAGCUGUGAUCCCAACUGGAUGGGUCCUGACUGCUCCGUUGAAGUGUGCUCCGUGGACUGUGGCACCCACGGGGUAUGCAUUGGUGGAGCAUGUCGCUGUGAAGAAGGGUGGACAGGAGAGGCGUGUGACCAGCGUGUGUGUCAUCCCCGUUGUACAGAGCACGGAACUUGUAAAGAUGGGAAAUGUGAAUGCAGAGAGGGCUGGAAUGGGGAACACUGCACCAUUGAUGGGUGCCCCGACCUGUGCAACGGCAAUGGGAGGUGCACGCUGGGCCAGAACAGCUGGCAGUGCGUCUGCCAGCCUGGAUGGAGGGGGCCCGGCUGCAACGUCGCGAUGGAGACGGCCUGCGCGGACAGCAAGGACAACGAGGGAGAUGGCUUGGUUGACUGCCUGGACCCAGAUUGCUGCCUCCAGUCUACUUGUCAAAAUAGCCUGCUGUGCCGUGGUUCACGUGAUCCCCUUGACAUCAUACAACAGAGCCAUUCAGGUUCCCCAGCUGUGAAGUCAUUCUACGAUCGGAUCAAGCUUUUAGUGGGGAAGGACAGCACUCACAUCAUCCCAGGAGAAAAUCCCUUCAACAGCAGUCUCGUGUCUCUCAUAAGAGGCCAAGUGGUGACUACAGAUGGAACGCCUCUAGUUGGGGUCAACGUGUCAUUUGUCAAGUAUCCAAAGUAUGGCUAUACCAUCACUCGUCAGGAUGGCACGUUUGACUUGGUGGCAAAUGGUGGAGCAUCCCUAACCUUGCACUUUGAACGGGCUCCAUUUAUGAGUCAGGAAAGGACAGUAUGGUUGCCAUGGAAUAGCUUCUAUGCCAUGGACACGCUUGCCAUGAAGACAGAGGAGAACUCCAUUCCCAGCUGUGAUCUAAGUGGUUUUGUCCGUCCUGACCCACUCAUCAUUUCAUCACCACUUUCAACUUUCUUCAGUGAUGCUCCAGGCCGGAAUCCCAUUGUACCAGAAACCCAGGUUCUUCAUGAAGAAAUUGAGAUCCCUGGCUCUAGCAUAAAGCUCAGCUACCUGAGUUCCCGUACUGCUGGAUACAAAUCCUUACUUAAGAUCACCAUGACUCAGUCACUUGUGCCACUGAAUCUAAUCAAAGUUCAUUUGAUGGUAGCAGUAGAAGGGCAUUUGUUUCAAAAAUCAUUUCAGGCGUCUCCCAACUUGGCAUAUACAUUUAUCUGGGACAAAACAGACGCGUAUGGUCAGAAGGUUUAUGGGUUGUCAGAUGCUGUAGUUUCUGUGGGGUUUGAAUAUGAGACUUGCCCCAGUCUCAUUUUAUGGGAGAAGAGGACAGCACUGCUGCAAGGCUUUGAACUAGAUCCUUCAAAUUUAGGAGGAUGGUCUUUGGAUAAACAUCAUGUACUUAAUGUCAAGAGUGGUAUAUUGCACAAAGGCAAUGGAGAAAAUCAGUUUCUAACUCAGCAGCCAGCUGUGAUAACCAGCAUUAUGGGGAAUGGGCGCCGAAGAAGCAUAUCCUGUCCCAGCUGCAAUGGUCUAGCAGAAGGAAAUAAGCUUUUGGCCCCUGUAGCACUGGCAGUGGGUAUUGAUGGAAGUCUCUUUGUUGGAGAUUUUAACUAUAUUCGGCGUAUCUUCCCAUCCAGGAAUGUUACUAGUAUAUUGGAGCUGAGAAAUAAAGAGUUUAAACAUAGCAACAAUCCUGCUCAUAAAUACUAUCUGGCCGUGGACCCUGUUUCAGGCUCACUGUAUGUAUCGGACACCAACAGUCGACGGAUAUACAGAGUCAAGUCCCUCUCUGGCAUGAAAGACCUAGCUGGUAACUCUGAAGUGGUGGCAGGGACAGGAGAGCAAUGCCUGCCCUUUGACGAAGCCAGAUGUGGGGAUGGAGGGAAGGCAGUGGACGCAACCCUCAUGAGCCCUCGAGGAAUUGCAGUGGAUAAAUAUGGUCUCAUGUAUUUUGUUGAUGCCACUAUGAUUAGAAAAGUGGAUCAGAAUGGAAUUAUAUCAACCCUGCUGGGCUCCAAUGACCUAACUGCUGUUCGACCACUCAGCUGUGAUUCCAGCAUGGAUGUCUCCCAGGUACGGCUGGAGUGGCCUACUGAUCUCGCUGUCAAUCCCAUGGACAACUCACUUUAUGUCUUAGAGAACAAUGUUAUUUUACGGAUCACAGAAAAUCAUCAAGUUAGCAUUAUUGCUGGACGCCCCAUGCACUGCCAGGUUCCUGGUAUAGACUACUCUCUUAGCAAACUGGCUAUUCACUCUGCACUUGAAUCAGCCAGUGCCAUUGCCAUCUCACACACAGGAGUUCUUUACAUCAGUGAGACAGACGAAAAAAAAAUUAAUCGGCUACGCCAGGUAACUACCAAUGGAGAAAUAUGCCUUCUUGCAGGGGCAGCUUCAGACUGUGAUUGCAAAAAUGAUGUCAACUGUAAUUGCUAUUCUGGGGAUGAUGGGUAUGCCACUGAUGCCAUCUUAAAUUCACCAUCUUCCUUAGCUGUGGCCCCAGAUGGUACCAUCUACAUAGCUGAUCUUGGAAACAUCCGCAUUAGGGCUGUCAGUAAAAACAGGCCCAUUCUUAAUUCUUUUAACCAAUAUGAAGCUGCAUCUCCAGGAGAACAGGAGCUGUAUGUCUUCAAUGCUGAUGGGAUUCACCAGUACACUCUCAGCCUUGUUACCGGGGAGUACUUGUACAAUUUCACCUAUAGCAGCGAUAACGAUGUCACGGAGGUGAUGGACAACAAUGGCAACUCCCUGAAGGUCCGUCGGGAUGCCAGUGGGAUGCCCCGCCAUUUACUGAUGCCGGAUAAUCAGAUUGUCACGCUGGCUGUUGGCACUAAUGGUGGACUCAAGCUAGUCUCAACACAGACCCUGGAGCUCGGAUUAAUGACAUAUAACGGAAACAGUGGUCUCUUAGCAACGAAGAGUGAUGAAACAGGAUGGACAACAUUUUAUGACUAUGAUCAUGAAGGGCGUCUGACCAAUGUAACACGUCCCACUGGAGUGGUAACUAGCCUUCAUCGAGAGAUGGAAAAGUCUAUUACCAUCGACAUUGAGAAUUCUAAUCGGGAUGACGAUGUCACGGUCAUCACAAAUCUCUCCUCUGUGGAGGCUUCCUAUACAGUUGUUCAAGAUCAAGUGAGGAACAGCUACCAGCUCUGUAAUAAUGGUACUUUGAGAGUGAUGUAUGCCAAUGGCAUGAGCAUUAGCUUUCACAGCGAACCUCAUGUCCUGGCUGGGACUGUGACUCCCACCAUAGGACGAUGUAAUAUUUCUCUACCAAUGGAAAAUGGUUUAAACUCAAUUGAAUGGCGUCUGAGGAAGGAACAGAUUAAAGGCAAAGUGACUGUGUUUGGAAGAAAGCUCAGGGUGCACGGAAGGAAUUUGCUGUCCAUUGACUACGACCGAAACAUACGCACAGAGAAAAUCUAUGAUGAUCACCGGAAGUUCACCCUGCGGAUCAUCUAUGACCAGCUCGGGCGCCCGUUCCUCUGGCUGCCCAGCAGCGGCCUGGCUGCUGUCAAUGUCUCCUACUUCUUCAAUGGGCGCCUGGCUGGGCUGCAGCGUGGAGCCAUGAGCGAGAGAACAGACCUGGAUAAGCAAGGCAGGAUCGUAUCGCGCAUGUUUGCCGAUGGGAAGGUUUGGAGCUACACCUAUCUAGAAAAAUCGAUGGUACUACUGCUUCAGAGUCAACGCCAGUACAUCUUUGAGUAUGAUUCUUCAGACCGCCUUCAUGCUGUCACCAUGCCCAGCGUUGCUCGGCACAGCAUGUCAACUCACACCUCCAUUGGCUACAUUAGAAACAUUUAUAACCCUCCUGAAAGCAAUGCAUCAGUGAUUUUUGAUUACAGUGAUGAUGGGAGGAUUCUGAAAACAUCAUUUUUAGGCACUGGGCGACAAGUCUUCUACAAGUAUGGAAAGCUAUCCAAGUUAUCUGAAAUUGUUUAUGACAGCACUGCAGUUACUUUUGGGUAUGAUGAAACUACAGGUGUCCUAAAAAUGGUGAAUCUGCAAAGUGGAGGAUUUUCUUGUACAAUCCGUUAUCGUAAAAUUGGUCCUCUCGUUGACAAACAGAUCUACAGGUUCUCUGAAGAGGGUAUGGUCAAUGCAAGGUUUGAUUAUACCUAUCACGAUAAUAGCUUUCGAAUCGCAAGCAUCAAGCCUAUAAUAAGCGAGACGCCUCUUCCAGUUGAUCUUUACCGUUACGAUGAGAUUUCUGGCAAAGUAGAGCAUUUUGGCAAGUUUGGAGUUAUUUAUUAUGAUAUAAAUCAAAUUAUUACUACAGCAGUUAUGACACUGAGUAAGCACUUUGAUACCCAUGGGCGCAUUAAGGAAGUUCAGUAUGAAAUGUUCCGAUCUCUUAUGUACUGGAUGACUGUCCAAUAUGACAGCAUGGGAAGGGUAACUAAGAGAGAACUGAAACUUGGUCCAUAUGCCAACACCACCAAGUAUACCUAUGACUAUGAUGGAGAUGGGCAACUGCAAAGUGUAGCAGUAAAUGACAGGCCAACCUGGCGUUACAGUUAUGAUCUGAAUGGAAACCUUCAUCUACUGAAUCCUGGAAAUAGUGUCAGACUGAUGCCUCUGCGCUAUGACCUGAGAGACAGGAUUACACGCUUAGGUGACAUACCCUACAAAAUUGAUGAGGAUGGAUUCCUGUGUCAGCGAGGCUCAGACGUAUUUGAGUACAACUCCAAAGGACUCUUGACAAGAGCUUACAACAAAGCCAAUGGGUGGAGUGUUCAGUACCGUUAUGAUGGACUCGGCCGAAGGGCUUCCUGUAAGACUAACCUGGGGCACCACCUACAGUACUUUUAUGCUGAUCUUCACAAUCCAACAAGGGUCACUCAUGUCUACAAUCAUUCCAAUUCAGAAAUUACCUCUUUAUACUACGAUCUGCAAGGCCACCUCUUUGCAAUGGAGAGUAGCAGCGGGGAAGAAUAUUAUGUCGCCUCUGAUAACACAGGCACUCCAUUAGCCGUGUUCAGCAUCAAUGGCCUCAUGAUCAAACAGCUUCAGUACACAGCAUAUGGGGAGAUUUACUAUGACUCUAAUCCUGAUUUCCAGCUGGUUAUUGGGUUCCAUGGGGGGCUGUAUGAUCCUUUAACCAAACUUGUCCAUUUUACCCAGAGGGACUAUGAUGUCCUGGCUGGACGCUGGACAUCUCCUGAUUACACCAUGUGGAAAAACAUUGGUAAAGAACCUGCUCCUUUCAAUCUGUACAUGUUCAAGAGUAACAACCCUCUAAGCAAUGAACUGGAUCUGAAGAACUAUGUAACAGAUGUCAAAAGCUGGUUGGUGAUGUUCGGAUUUCAACUUAGCAACAUUAUUCCUGGUUUCCCUAGAGCAAAAAUGUACUUUGUGUCACCACCAUACGAGUUGUCUGAGAGUCAAGCAUGUGAAAACGGACAGCUAAUUACAGGAGUUCAGCAGACGACAGAAAGACACAACCAGGCUUUCAUGGCUCUUGAGGGCCAGGUCAUAUCUAAGAGAUUACAUGCCAAUAUUAGAGAAAAAGCAGGUCGCUGGUUUGCCACAACCACGCCUAUCAUUGGGAAAGGAAUCAUGUUUGCUGUGAAGGAAGGCCGUGUAACCACUGGCGUUUCCAGCAUAGCCACAGAUGACAGCAGGAAGAUUGCCUCUGUCCUGAACAGUGCUCACUACCUGGAGAAAAUGCACUACAGCAUCGAGGGGAAGGACACCCAUUACUUCGUGAAGAUCGGCUCGGCUGACAGCGACCUCGUCACCCUCGCCAUGACCAGCGGGAGGAAGGUGCUGGACAGCGGAGUCAACGUCACGGUGUCCCAGCCCAGCCUGCUCGUCAGCGGGAGGACUCGAAGGUUUACCAACAUCGAGUUCCAGUACUGCACCCUGCUCAUCAACAUCCGCUACGGACUGACCCCCGACACGCUGGACGACGAGAAGGCCCGAGUGCUCGACCAGGCUCGGCAGCGAGCGCUGGGAGCAGCCUGGGCCAAGGAGCAGCAGAAGGCACGGGACGGCCGCGAGGGCAGCCGCGUAUGGACAGAUGGAGAGAAGCAGCAGCUUCUGAACACGGGAAGGGUGCAAGGUUACGAGGGAUAUUAUGUCCUGCCCGUGGAGCAGUACCCAGAGCUAGCAGACAGUAGCAGCAACAUCCAGUUUUUAAGACAGAAUGAAAUGGGAAAGAGGUAACAAAUUAAUCUGCUGUCAUCCUUUGCUGGAUGAAUCAGUAGUCAUAACUGUUAUCUCCUCUCCUAAGGAGAUGAAGACCUAAAUGGGGGCACUAGGCUGAGCUACUCUGGGAUAGUAAGUGGCAAAAAGCUCAUAUUUUUUGAGUUAAAUGCCACUGUUCAAGUGAUUAAAACCCACAUCCUGAAGUGGACUAAAGCCAGACUGAAAACUCUAACCAUACAAAUUAAAAAGUACCCCUGAAAUAUUACCCACUUGUUCUGGGUCUAAAGGAAAACAAAAAGAAGGCCUCGUAUUGUAUUACCUCACUCCAUUCACAUGUGAGCAAACUAAGAAAUCCAAGUGGGCCACUUUCACUAACCAGCUGAUGAAACACAGAUGAUUCAGACUGCUUGUUUGAUAAAUAUCCAAGAGGUUUUCAUUUAAAGCAAAAUACAGGUGCAUUUAAAACAUGACUUUGGGGUGAUUUGUGUGUAGCAACUGGAGGACAAUGAGAAUGCAAGUGAGAGCACACUGGAAAUAGGAAAGCAAAAUAUAUUUAAAAGUAACAAAACCACACUUGCACUCUGACCCUCCCCUGGUCUGGCCUGAAGCUUAACUUACUCAAAGAGGGCAGAGUGUAAAGUUACAUUCAAAAUGGUGGCUAUAAAUCACUACAAAUAAAUUUCAUACUCUGUUUGUCUUUGAAGAUUUCCAUUGUGGACAGUAUAACACAGUUACAGGGUGUAGUCUGUUUAGAUUCAGUAGUUUGUUGGUAUCAGUUCCAGUAGAGCUGUGGGCAUUGUGUUAACACUAUUGCAAAUGGGCACCACGUCAGAUCACCCUGUACAUACAUCAGCCAGAAGGCACAAUCACUGUUUCAGAUUUAAAAAUUAUUAGUGUGUUUGUUUGGUCGAGAAACUGAGACAAUCACAUUACAGUCACCACAGAAAAGAAAAAAAAAAAAAAGAGAAAAAAAAAAGUCUAAUAAGAACUUUGGUACAAGAACUUUUUUGUAAUAUACAUGUAUGAAUUGUUCAUUGAGUUUUUAUAUUAAUUUUAAUUUGCUGCUAAGCAAAGACUAGAGACAGGCAAAGAUAAUUUAUGGCAAAGUGUUUAAAUUGUUUAUACAUAAAUAAAGUCUCUAAAACUCCUGUGAA
Messenger RNA from Pezoporus flaviventris, 9844 nucleotides. RefSeq names its product teneurin transmembrane protein 2 (gene TENM2). The transcript has 33 exons. The record is from RefSeq and is a predicted model, not a curated record. The coding region runs from base 294 to 8708 and encodes 2804 amino acids. Gene Ontology annotation, biological process: neuron development; signal transduction; heterophilic cell-cell adhesion. Lineage: Eukaryota; Metazoa; Chordata; Aves; Psittaciformes; Psittacidae. Gene Ontology annotation, molecular function: cell adhesion molecule binding; calcium ion binding; protein homodimerization activity. Gene Ontology annotation, cellular component: membrane; neuron projection.